Molecule: messenger RNA, 2914 nt
Organism: Mesocricetus auratus (golden hamster)
Lineage: Eukaryota; Metazoa; Chordata; Mammalia; Rodentia; Cricetidae
Gene: Fgd2
Product: FYVE, RhoGEF and PH domain containing 2
Biological process (GO): cytoskeleton organization; filopodium assembly
Cellular component (GO): cytoplasm
Molecular function (GO): guanyl-nucleotide exchange factor activity; metal ion binding
Source: RefSeq, a predicted model, not a curated record
CUCUUUUCUCACCCUGCAAACAGGAGCUGCCCCGCAGGGCAGCCAGAAGAGAUGGACGCGGACUCCAGGCUGUACUAGCCCUGCUGCACCCCCAGACCAGGGAGUGUGCUGGCCACUUGUCUGCUUCGGGGGGGGGGGGGGUAACUGAGGCUCUGCAGGAUGGAGGAUGCCAGUGAGGAGAAGCAGGCCUCAGUUUGCAACCUGGUGGCUGCCUUUGAGAACAGCAGGACGCUGAGAGCAACACCUGGACCCCAUAGUGUUGGUGAACAGCCUCAUAGCCCUGAACACAAGCUGCCCCAGUCCCCAGAACCUUGGGAGACACCUCCUCUUGAGGAGGCCAUGAACUCUGAGCUCCGUCCAGUCAGCAGAACAUAUCUGAGCUCCCUCAAAAAUAAGCUAUCAAGUGGGGCUUGGAGGAAAUCCUGGCAGCCUGGGGCCAGCCCAGGGCCAGAGACACAGGAACCUGAGGAGAAGAGGGUCGUGCGGGAACUUCUGGAGACCGAGCAGGCCUAUGUGGCUCGCCUGCACCUGCUUGACCAGGUGUUCUUCCAGGAGCUGCUGCAGGAGGCAGGGCGCAGCAAGGCCUUCCCCGAGGACGUGGUGAGGCUCAUCUUCUCCAACAUCUCCUCCAUCUAUCGCUUCCACGCACAGUUCUUCCUCCCAGAGCUUCAGCGGCGUGUAGAUGACUGGAUGGCCACACCCCGCAUUGGGGAUGUGAUCCAGAAACUGGCCCCAUUCCUGAAGAUGUACAGUGAGUAUGUGAAGAACUUUGAACGGGCAGCAGAGUUGCUGGCCACCUGGAUGGACAAGUCUCAGCCCUUCCAGGAGAUCGUCACCCGAAUCCAGCGCAGCGAGGCCUCGGGCAGCCUGACCCUGCAGCACCACAUGCUGGAGCCGGUGCAAAGGAUCCCGCGGUACGAACUGCUGCUCAAGGAGUACGUGCAGAAGCUGCCAGCCCAGGCCCCCGACCGUGCGGACGCUCAGAGAGCGCUGGACAUGAUCUUCUCCGCUGCACAGCACUCCAAUGCAGCCAUCGCAGAGAUGGAGCGGUUGCAGGGCCUGUGGGAGGUAUACCAGCGCCUGGGCCUGGAGGAUGACAUUGUGGACCCCUCCAACACCCUGCUCCGAGAGGGCCCCGUCCUCAAGAUCUCUUUCCGCCGCAGUGACCCAAUGGAGCGCUACCUGUUUUUGUUCAACAACAUGCUGCUGUAUUGCGUGCCCCGCGUCCUCCAAGUGGGCGCCCAGUUCCAGGUGCGGACCCGCAUCGACGUGGCUGGCAUGAAGGUGCGGGAGCUGCCUGAUGCCGAGUUCCCACACUCCUUCCUGGUAUCUGGAAAACAGCGCACCCUGGAGCUGCAGGCCCGGUCCAGGGAGGAAAUGAUCUCCUGGAUACAGGCUUGCCAGGCAGCUAUUGACCACGUUGAGAAGCGGAGUGAAACCUUCAAGGCCGCUGCUGUCCAGGGACCUCAGGGGGACACGCAGGAGCCCAAGCCACAGGCAGAGGAGCUGGGCCUCCGAGCCCCUCAGUGGGUGCGAGACAAGAUGGUGACCAUGUGUAUGCGCUGCCAGGAGCCCUUCAACGCCCUGACACGGCGGCGCCACCACUGCCGAGCUUGUGGCUACGUGGUGUGUGGCAGGUGCUCUGACUACCGUGCAGAGCUGAAGUACGACGGCAACAGGCCCAGCCGAGUCUGCCUGGCCUGCUACACGUUUCUCACCGGGAACGUGCUCCCUGACAGCAAGGAGGACAGGAGGCGAGGCAUCUUGGAGAAAGACUCCCUGGCGGGGCCUGACCAGAGUCUGGUGUGCAGCUUCCUGCAGCUCCUGGGAGACAAGUGGGGCAGGAGCGGUCCCCGGGGCUGGUGUGCGAUCCCUCGGGAUGACCCGCUCGUGCUGUAUGUCUAUGCAGCCCCCCAGGACAGGAAGGCUCACACCUCCAUCCCCCUGCUGGGCUACCAGGUGAUUGGGGGACCCCAGGGGGACCCCCGGGUUUUCCAGCUGCAACAGUCAGGCCAGAUGUAUACCUUCAAAGCGGAGUCUGAGGAGCUGCAGGGCCGCUGGGUGAGGGCUGUCAAGCGUGCGGCCAGUGGCUGGACCCCUGAGGAACCUGACGAAGAAGACAUGUCUGACUGAGUGAACCACAGUUGGCUGUUCCUCAGGAACCGUGCCCAUGACAGCCUCCCCGGGCUGACCCCGCGGCUCUGCCCCUCCACCCCAAGCCGAGUUACCUCGACCCGUUCUGUCAUCUGUGCCCAGAUGUUCGCCCUGGCCCUGCAUCCAGUAGAUACGGACCCUUUCCUUCAGGAAAAUGCAGCUAAGGGUCCCAGCUGGCUGGGGGCUGGGGGGAGGGGGUCGCUGAGUCAUGAGAUCUUCAUUGCUGAAACAGAGAAGUGUGACCAGUGUCAUAGCUUAGUGGGUAGAGUGCCUGUGUAGCCCAUGUGAAGCCCUGAGUUGAGUCCUGAGCGUGACACAAACUGGCGGCCAUGGUGACUCAUGCCUGUGAUCCCAGCAACUGGGUAGGGAGAGGAAGAAGUACUAACAGUUCAGUGUCACUCUUGGCUGCAUAAUGAGUUACAAUCUAGCUUGGACUACACAAGACCCUGCAUGUGAUCGUGCACUUGUGGGCACCCACCCAAGCGCCCCCCCUACACACACACACACACACACACACACACACGUGCACACACACACAAUAGCAAAAUAAGCCAGGUGUUGGUAAACUGGGCAGUGGUGGCACAUUCUCAGAAAAACAAACAAACAAAAAUAUGACAAGUCCUAGGUACCCAGGACUCUUGGUACCCUGGUGAGGGUCUCAGCGCAGUCUGUGAAUUAACCACCUAGGAAGCGUUGGAAAAGCUGUGGUGAAAAAUAGACACCAACUAACUUUAAAAUUAAAUGUUGUCCAUGUCUACUA